AUGCAAGACAAGCCCACUACGGUCGCCGCAUACGCGGCCGGAGCCUCGCUCGCAGCCGUUGCUCUAUUCUACGUAUUCGGUCCCAACUACACGAUAGACGGAGACGAGUCCAAUGGCUCAAACCGCAAGAAAAGCAUCGUCGGCUUGUCCAACCUAGCCAAUGACUGCUUCAUCAACUCGGUUCUUCAGGCGCUAGCUGGUCUGGGUAACCUUCGCGUCUAUCUCAUCCGAGAGCUGCACCGACGCGAGCUAGAUGGCCCGGAGAUCUACCACGCGGUCCCGACUGACGAUAACUCGUCGCGCGGAGCAAAGGAAGACAAGGUGCGGGAAUUACAACAAGGAUUGAUCACUAAGGCAUUGAAGGACAUGCUAGAUCGAUUGAAUGAACGACCCAUCUACAAAAAGACUAUUUCCGCACGGGACUUCAUUGGGGCUCUCGAGUUCGCGUUCCGGACGCGCAUUAGUCGCAAUCAGCAGGACGCGCAGGAGUUCCUGCAGAUUGUGCUGGAGCGACUCUGCGAUGAAUACCAUGCAGGGGUACGCGCAAGAACCCGCGCUUUGGGCCCUAUUGAUUUGUCCGACCGGCUAGGUGCGACAGGAUCCGAGUCUCAAAGUACCGUACCCGAGGGCCCGGCCGAGGUGGAAGUACGAAUUGAUGAUGGGACACCAAAUGGUCUUCCCGCUAUCAUUGAUAAUAAACUAAAGGAAAUUGAUAAUGAGUCGGGAUUUCCGUUUGAGGGAAAGCUGGAGUCUCAGAUCGAGUGCCAAUUCUGUCACUACCAGUACAAACCUAACCAGACAGCAUUUGUCAAUCUUACACUACAAGUGCCGCAAAAGAGUUCGACCACGCUCAACUCCUGCUUUGAUGGCCUACUUAAAACCGAGUACAUUGAAGACUUCCGCUGCGAUCGUUGCCGCCUUCAGCAUGCGAUCGACCUGAAGACUCAGGAGAGAGCUCGGACCCGUUCGCAGAGCGACUUGGAACGUCUGGACCACGAGAUCUCCCGUAUCCAGGAGGCAUUGAAAAAUGAUCCAGAGACUGAACUGGAAGGUAUUACGCUUCCACCAUCAGAUCUUGCGCCAAAGCGACGAAUUGCCCGUCAUAUGCGUAUUGUCGCAUUUCCCAAGGUCAUAGCCAUUCAUCUAUCCCGAUCGAUCUUUGAUCGUAGCAGCUCUAGCAAGAAUGCCGCCAAGGUCUCAUUCCCUGAACGACUUCCCUUGGGAGGAAUUUUGAAUCAGACCUGGUUUAAACUACUGGCAAUUGUUUGCCAUAAGGGCAGUCACCAUAGCGGUCACUACGAGUCCUUCCGUCGCAACCACCUCUAUGCUCCUUUUUCUACUCCAGAAGCAUUCAGCUCAUAUGCGCAGAGUCGUGUGGCCAGUGAGAAUCCUUCUGAAGCUCCCAGCCCUCGACUAAGUCCUUUGAGUCCCGACGAUGUUGUCAGUGGUUCUAGCCUUUCAUCUGCGACCUCAUCUACCUCUCUAUCCGGUACAUCCCAGUUUGCGACACAACUUUCUCCUUCAGUGCCACGCCCUGGUACAUCCAAUUCUCGUCGUUCCUUCCAAAGUACAUUCUCUCGCUCCCAGACCCCCCCAACCAAACAAUUCGGACACCACUAG
Molecule: messenger RNA, 1620 nt
Organism: Penicillium malachiteum
Lineage: Eukaryota; Fungi; Ascomycota; Eurotiomycetes; Eurotiales; Aspergillaceae
Product: putative ubiquitin C-terminal hydrolase
Exons: 1
Coding region: 1-1620 (539 amino acids)
Biological process (GO): protein deubiquitination
Cellular component (GO): cytosol; nucleus
Molecular function (GO): cysteine-type endopeptidase activity; cysteine-type deubiquitinase activity
Source: RefSeq, a predicted model, not a curated record